Molecule: messenger RNA, 1671 nt
Organism: Pelagomonas calceolata
Lineage: Eukaryota; Pelagophyceae; Pelagomonadales; Pelagomonadaceae
Source: the annotation of a GenBank genome assembly
GGACGAAGGACAAGAGCGACAAAAUCCCGGCAUCGAUCGCUUCAGUCGACAAAACAAGGCAGAAAGUGCUGCCAGUUGCGGGCAGCAUCGAUUCUGCAUCGCUGCGCAUCACUGCUGGACUACAAGAUGGCCAGCCUGCAGCACCUCCACGCCCAGUCGGCCGACUACGCCAACGCCGCGGACCGGUCGGAUAUAGUAGAGACGCUCGCCGCCGCGUGGUCGCGGCGGGGCGCGCCGCGCAUGGCCAAAGACGCGCCCGACGAGGACGCGCUCGGCGGCGCGAGAGCCGCGCUCGGCGAGGUCGAGAGCAGUUCGCUCAAGGCGGCCCGCGCCCGGGCGAACGCCUGGGAGACGCUGGGCAAGGGUAUGUUUGUUUGCCGCUCGGCCCUGAAGCUCGCGGCGCUCGACGCCGCGUUCCGCUUUAAAAAAGAUGGCUUCGUCGACGCGUGCGCGGCGCCGGGCGGCUUCUGCCAGUACCUGAGCGCGAAGGGGAGCCGCGGCGCGGCGCUGUCGCUCGUCGGAUGUAAUACUGAUGGCAAGGGCGCCAGAUGGGAGGCGCCGGCCGACGACCGCGUGGUUGUUGUGGAGGGGGACGUCUACGAGAAGGGCAGGCGGGACGCCCUGGUGGACGCGGCCCCGCCGUCGGUCAUGCUGUGUCUCGGCGACGGCGCGCACGAUUCGUCGAGCGGCGCGCCGGACCAGGACGCCGCCAUCGCUCGGCUGGCGCUCGCCGAGCUCGCCGUGGCCGUAGCUUGCCUGAGUGAAAAGGGCGACUUUGUCGUGAAAUUAUUUCUGCCGCUCCGGUGCGCCGCGACGGUCGCGCUCGUCCACGUCGCCUCGCGGCUCUUCGACACCAUAUCGCUCGCCAAGCCGGUCACGAGCCGGGCGUCGUCGGGCGAGGUGUAUCUCGUCGGGCGCGGCUUCGGGGCGCUGAGCGAGGCGGAGCGGGGCGGCGUCGUGCGCGCGCUCGACGCGGCCGUCGCCGACACGACGCCCGUGGACCGAGAGCUACCGCAGACCGUCGCGCGGACGCUCGACUUCCUCGCCGGCGCGCGCCGCCUCUUCGUGCGCGAGCAGCUGAACGCCUGCACGAACGUCGCCGCGCUCGCGGCGGGGCUGCCCGGUACGAAUGGGGAGAAGGUCGACGCGGAGGCCUACGAGCGGGCCUGGGGCCUCGCCCCGGGGAGCCUCGGGAAGCGGCGGCGGCCCUUCGUCGUCGGGCUGGCCGGGCCCUCGGGCUCGGGCAAGUCGACGCUCGCCGGUCGCCUCGCCGCGGCCUUGGACGGUCGAGUCGUCCACGAAGAACGGUCCUGGUUCAAAGCGAGCGCUGCGCCAUCGUACGCGUUCCGCGACCCGAUCUCGGAAGCGCCUUGUCACGUCGACUGGUCUUUGGCGAAGGCGGCGGUGCGCGACGCGAUCGCGGCGCCAGGACCGGUUGUUGUCGUUGAGAACUAUCUGUUGCUUGCCCCGGACGGCGGCGGGCGCCACCUCGAGCCGGAGGUCGACGUCGUCUUAUUGCUGGAUGGACACGGCGCGUCGUCGCGCCUGCGAGAGAAGUGCCGCGAGCGCCGCGUCGCGCGGAACCUGGAGCGGCCGGAGGCCGAGAAGACCGCGCUGCGCACCUACUACGACGAGCACGUCUUCCCUGCGUAUCAGAAGUACACGCGCGGG